GUUUUCCCAGCCGCUGUGAGAGAGAUUGGGAGAAUGGCUGCCAGUGGAGAUGUUGGAAAGAUGUUACAAGUUCAGAAUGGGACUCCAGCAAGCACAAGCUACAACGGGGUUGAUGCCCUGCAUGCCUGUAACAUCCUCCAGCAACUUAAAGCCUUGUACGACGAAUCUCAGCUGACUGACAUUGUCGUGGAAGUGGACCAUGGCAAGACAUUUUCUUGUCACAGAAAUGUUCUCGCUGCCAUCAGCCCUUACUUCAGAUCCAUGUUCACAAGUGGCCUUACAGAGAGCAGUCAGAGGGAGGUGCGAAUUGUUGGUGUGGACUCCGAGUCCAUGCAUCUAGUUCUCGACUAUGCUUACACCUCACGGGUCACCCUCACGGAGUCUAACGUGCAGGCCCUGUUCACCACCGCCAGCAUCUUCCAGAUCCCAGCCCUCCAAGACCAAUGUGCCCAAUUCAUGAUCAGCCGUUUGGACCCACAGAACUGCAUUGGGGUCUUUAUGUUUGCAGAUGCCUAUGGCCACCAGGAGUUACGGGAGCGCUCGCAGGACUACAUCCGCAAGAAGUUCCUAUGUGUGAUGGGAGAACAAGAGUUCCUCCAUCUGACCAAAGAACAGCUGGUCAGUAUUCUCAACAGUGACGAUUUGAACGUGGAAAAAGAGGAACACGUUUACGAAAGCAUAGUGCAUUGGUUGGAGUAUGACUGCCCGCGUCGGGAAGCGGAUAUGCCGGAGGUUUUCACCAAAUGCAUCCGUUUGCCUCUUUUGGACGAGGCCUUUCUGAGUUGUAUCCCGCCGGCCUUUGGCUUGGCCUUGCCCAGGGAUUCCACAGAUAAGGGUCGGAUCAGUGGCACCAACGGCUGCCCGCAGAGGCUGGGUAUGACUGCUUCUGAGAUGGUUAUCUGCUUCGACGCGGCUCACAAGCACUCAGGGAAGAAGCAGACUGUGCCUUGCCUGGACAUUGCUGCCGGAAAGGUGUACAAGCUUUGCAAACCGCCCAAUGACCUCAGAGAGGUCGGCAUCUUGGUCUCGUCAGAGAACGACAUCUUUAUCGCUGGAGGCUAUCGACCAAGCAAUAGUGAGGUGUGCAUCGACCACCGCGCCGAAAGCGACUUUUGGCAGUAUGAACACGCUGGGAACAGGUGGCUUCCACGUUCACCCAUGCUGCGGGCACGGAUCGGCUGCAGGCUGGUUCACUGCUGUGGGAAGCUCUUUGCUUUAGGUGGUCGGGUGUACGAAGGGGACGGACGAAAUGCUUUGAAAUCCGUAGAGUGCUAUGAUGCUAGAGAUAACUGCUGGACUGCAGUCAGUCCCAUGCCUGUGGCCAUGGAGUUCCACAGCGCAAUAGAGUAUAAGGACCGCAUCUAUGUACUACAAGGAGAGUACUACUUCUGUUUUGACCCUCGCAAAGACUAUUGGGGGCAUUUGCCAUCUAUGAACAUCCCCCGUACUCAAGGCUUAGCUGCCCUUCAUAAAAACUGUAUCUACAACAUAGCAGGCAUCUGCAGGAACCACCAGCGCACGUUCACCGUGGAGGUGUACGAUAUUGAGCAAAACGUCUGGUGUCGAAAGAAAGACCUCCCGUUUGACCAAGCGACCAGCCCCUACAUCAAGGUCCUUUUGCUUCAGGGCCGAUUGCAUGUGUUUGUCCGAGCUACGCAGGUCAUGGUGGAAGAACACGUGUUCCGCACCAGCCGCAAGAACUCUCUUUACCAGUAUGACGAAGAAGCCGAUCAUUGGACAAAGGUCUACGAGACGCCGGACCGCCUCUGGGACCUUGGCCGCCAUUUUGAGUGCGUGGUGGCCAAACUUUAUCCUCAGUGUCUUCAGAAAGUGCUGUGAGUUGGUUUGGAAGUGGGCUGUUUGAAACAGCUGAUCGUAGUUUUUACUGGAAGGAGAUGGUGGUACUGCUCAAUACAUGGUGCUUUCUAUGUCCCCAUACAAGAAUCGCAGGGGAAGUCUUAAAGCGUUAAUGGUUUCAAUCAAUAAGGGUGCUGUUCGAAAAAGAUAAACAGUGUUUUACGUUCGACACGAGGCACCCACACUAUCGCUUGUUUUACAGUUAGAAAAAGUGAAACAUAAGUGCAAUUAUCAUAUUUGUGCAGAUGCCGAGUCGUUUCUGCUCUAUUAUAUUUUUAAGGUGCAAGUUUUUGUUGUUGUUUUGUCUUUGGUUGUUGAUACAUUAUUGGGUGACAGGAAUAGUUGAUGUCUUUAAAGACAAGUAGUAUGUUGCUAGCAAAUAUAAUACAAUUAAGUAAUUGGUGAAAAAUAAAUAUAGAAAGCUAUAAAUAUUCAUACGGGUAAGAUGAGUGAUUUUGCUCACAGUGUGAAUACUGAUUUUUUUUACUAUUAUUUCUCUUAAGAAUUUUCAGAGUUAUAAGAUGAUCGUCCUUGCUGCCUACGAGGAAAUUGUGGUUUUCUUGUGAACUUAGUCAUUAGGGAAUUUUGCUUGGUUGCCAAUAUGUACAUGCAGGUAGCUGGUUUUGUUUUGUAUUUUAAAUUGUCUUUGUUUUUUCCUCUUUGAAAAGGCAGCCCAUGUGCUAUAUGACAUCACUGCAGUUUUAAUUUGGAUUUUGCUUUUAUGAUGUUUUGUUGAGCCCAAUCUUUGCAAAUUCGCAUCACCAGCCAGAUCUUUUAGUGAGGUUACAAGAUUAUACUCUGUCUCCAUAUUGGAGAAGAAAAAAGGAUACCAGCUUUGUGUAGCUGAAAUCAAAGCUGGGCCAAACAGCUGGACAGGAGAGAACAUGAGCCAGGUGAAGAUGAUAAAAGGUGGCCAAAAUGUGGAUGCUUGCAUUCCACUCUGACUUAUUGAAAUUCUCCGUGUACGGGUGCAGUUUAAUGAAAAAUACACCUCUGAAAUGCCAAAACAUGGAGUCUUAGUUUGCAUCCCGUUGCAGCAAUAACAGGUGUGUGCUGGCGUUUUUCUUAGAAAAAGUGCAUCCGAAAUUUCAAGCGUUUCUGUGAUGAAGCUUUCAUGAAUAAUUCCAGAAACUUGGCCUUUUUUGCCACAGUGGGCAGAGAUGGUCACAGUUCAGAGUUGUGAAUCUGUUAGAUAUGUUUCUGUCCAGGGAUGUUACAGUGCCUGUUCACAUAAACCCCAGGCAUCAGUGAUGGACUGAGCAAAGGCUAUAUGAAGUCUUAGAGGUGCUUCGACCUGAGGCAUUGUCCGUUUUUUCCAAACAAAUUUAGUCCUCCUAUUUUAGAGUCCCAUGAAAAUGCUUAACGAUCUCUAUAAAUGAUCACGCUUUCUUUCCAUCCCCUCAUCUUCCAGUUCAUUAAGAAAAAUGUUUAUUUUUGGUGCUGCUUUUUUGACAAUCUUGUACAGAAUUUACAGCAAUUUAAUUUCUCAAAGGUUUUGUCAUCGCUCGACACUUUCAAAAGUUGUCAGUCUAAGUUAUUGUCUAUGGAUAUUUGUUCUGUCGUAUUUCUGGUCUCGUGUUUAUUUGGUCAUAUGCAGGUUCAAUGUGGCACACAGAUUUUGCACUACAUUAAUUCCUCCCUUGAAACCUUUAGCAGUCUAAGAAUACAGCGCUGUUGUUUUCAGUCACAGACUUGAUUAAAUGGGACAGCUGAUGCGCUCAUGUUGGGUUUCGUUCUUUGGCGCCUGCAAUACUGAGCCUCAUCUGGGGCUUUGGUGGAAAGGGAACGAAUGAGAAAUUGCAUUGGAUUUGGUGCAGUUGCCGCACAUUUCACAUACUUUAAUGCUCAGUAGCACGGGAACCAGAAACGGACUCUUCUCAGGAUUAUUGUUAAUACACAGUACUGUAUUUAAAUGGUUUGUUGUUCGUGUAAUAUACUGUACCAUAUGUUUGCUGUACUUGCACAGUUUUAUACAGGAUUUACGUUUUGUCCUAUUUUCACAACUUGAGAUUUGUUUUCUUUAGAUUUGUUUAUUUUUUCUUCUAAUUUUAAUAUUUACUCGUAGGUUUUUUGAAUUUGCUAAUUAGAUUUUAUGAUUUUGCUGUUAAAACUUGUGAAACAUGGACUUUUACACAAACGUUUUCAGCGUGUUCGUUUGUUUAUUUGUUAUUGCAUCAGUCUUAAAGGACACAAAGCAUUACAGAACACAAGUUAUGCCAGUGCUUCUUUACUAUAACAGUAUGGAUGUUUAAAAAUGGCUUUGAAAGAAUAGAUCAGUUUGUGUUGUUGGCUUUUGGUGGAGCCGUUUCUUCUUUCAUUUUUUCCCGCCUGCAGUUAAUUUAUCCACAGUGAGAAAACAGUGUUUUAUUUUCCUUUGCAUUUUUUGUUUGCCAUUUUAUUUGUGUGUUUGGUUUGCUUGUAUGUAUGUCGUGUGAGUUUAGUAAAUAUUCAUUGAUCUCUACUGUGAAAUUCACCUUGCACAUAAUUUGACAAUUAAACAAUAAAAAGUUGAAGACA
This is a messenger RNA of Triplophysa rosa, 4374 nucleotides long. RefSeq names its product kelch repeat and BTB (POZ) domain containing 8 (gene kbtbd8). The transcript has 4 exons. The coding region runs from base 34 to 1839 and encodes 601 amino acids. NCBI's taxonomy places the organism in Eukaryota, Metazoa, Chordata, Actinopteri, Cypriniformes, Nemacheilidae. The record is from RefSeq and is a predicted model, not a curated record. Gene Ontology annotation, molecular function: protein binding.